This is a messenger RNA of Cololabis saira (Pacific saury), 1064 nucleotides long. RefSeq names its product adenylate kinase 2 (gene ak2). Gene Ontology annotation, biological process: ADP biosynthetic process. The coding region runs from base 92 to 823 and encodes 243 amino acids. Gene Ontology annotation, cellular component: cytoplasm; mitochondrion. Gene Ontology annotation, molecular function: AMP kinase activity; ATP binding. Lineage: Eukaryota; Metazoa; Chordata; Actinopteri; Beloniformes; Belonidae. The transcript is spliced from 7 exons. The record is from RefSeq and is a predicted model, not a curated record.
AGCACGCGGAGCUGCUUCCUCUCAAGUCCAACUCCAGACCGGGUCAGGUCGAACCGCAGGACCUCACUAAAGUUUCUCCCCCGGACCGGACAUGGCGCCCAGCGCGCAGCUGAAGGAGGCGAUAGCCGACAUGCACGAGGGCAUCCGCGCCAUCCUGCUCGGACCUCCCGGAGCCGGAAAAGGGACGCAGGCCCCUCGGCUGGCAGAGAAGUACUGCGUUUGCCACCUGGCCACCGGAGACAUGCUGAGGGCCAUGGUGGCGUCGGGCUCCCAGCUCGGCAAGAGGCUGAAGGAGACCAUGGAUGCCGGCAAGCUGGUCAGUGAUGAAAUGGUCGUGGAGCUCAUAGACAAGAACCUGGAGACUCCUGCCUGCAGCAAUGGAUUCCUGUUGGAUGGAUUUCCCCGAACCGUCAAACAAGCCGAGAUGCUGGACGACUUGUUGGACAAGAGACAUGAGAAGCUGGACUCUGUGAUCGAGUUUGCCGUUGACGACUCUCUGCUGGUCCGCCGGAUCUGCGGCAGACUAAUCCAUCAGCCCAGUGGCCGCUCGUACCACGAAGAGUUCAACCCUCCCAAAGAGCCCAUGAAGGAUGACGUGACAGGUGAGCCGCUCAUCCGCCGCAGCGACGACAACGCCACGACGCUACGCUCCCGCCUGGAUUCCUACCACAGACAGACGGCGCCCCUGGUGCAGUACUACAGCGCCCGCGGCCUGCACACGGCCGUGGACGCCGCCCAGAAGCCGGAUGUGGUGUUCGCCUCCAUCAUGGCCGCCUUCUCCGCCGCGACGGAAGUCCCCGUCCGCGCCGCCGCCUCUGGUUGAAUCCUGAGCUGCUCCACUCCCACCCAGACGAAGGACUGGAGCUGCCCGAGCGCUCAGAUGGGUGGACGGGGGGGUGGGGGUUUAGACUGCAGGGGAAUUCCUUAGACUCCAUAAGUUCUGGUUGCUGUUGGACUCGUCAGCACAUUUCUACUCUCAGUAAUUAUGACUGGAAUGAAGAAAGCCAUCUUGUUGUCACGUUCCUCGUGUUUGCCUCCAGUAAACCUGCUUUUCUACAAUCAUG